This is a messenger RNA of Engraulis encrasicolus (European anchovy), 2501 nucleotides long. RefSeq names its product NACHT, LRR and PYD domains-containing protein 12-like. Gene Ontology annotation, molecular function: protein binding. The record is from RefSeq and is a predicted model, not a curated record. Bases 87 to 2489 code for a protein of 800 amino acids. Gene Ontology annotation, biological process: intracellular signal transduction. NCBI's taxonomy places the organism in Eukaryota, Metazoa, Chordata, Actinopteri, Clupeiformes, Engraulidae. The transcript is spliced from 6 exons.
AGAAAAAGACAACUGAGGGGGAAAAAACUAUCAAGUACACCGACAUCUUCAAGCCCAUACCUGGAAAAGACAUCAUCAGAAGAGUGAUGACAAAGGGAGUAGCAGGAAUUGGGAAGACAGUCUCUGUGCAGAAGUUCAUUCUGGACUGGGCUGAAGGAAAAGCCAAUCAGGAUAUUCACUUCCUGCUUCCUGUGCCUUUUCGGGAGAUAAAUCUGAUGAAAGAAAAGGAAUACACUCUCAUGGAAUUCAUUCAUCACUUCUUCAGUGAAACAACCGACCUUAUCUUCUCCACGGAUGAAAAAUACAACAUUGCCUUCAUCUUUGAUGGUCUGGAUGAAAGUAGGCUUCGUCUGGAUUUUGAACAUAAUGAAGACAUCCGCAAAGUAUCAGAACCUGCCUCAGUGGACAUCCUUCUGACAAACCUCAUCAAAGGGAAUCUGCUCCCCUCUGCUCAAAUAUGGAUCACCUCCCGACCAGCAGCAGCCAGUCAGAUCCCAUCUGACUGUGUGGACAAGGUGACAGAAGUGCGGGGUUUCACUGAUCUGCAGAAGGAGGAAUAUUUCAAGAAAAAUAUUGACGAUCAAGAAAAGACCAGCAAAAUCAUCACACAUCUGAAGUCAUCCAGGAGCCUCUACAUCAUGUGCCACAUUCCAGUCUUCUGUUGGAUGGCAGUCACUGUUCUGGUGUCUAUCCUGACUGAAGGUAAGAGUGAUGAUUUUCCAGCUUCGUUGACCCAGAUGUACAUAUACUUCCUCAUCAUACAUGCCAAGCACAUAAGUCAGAAGUACAAAGUUACCUGUAACAAAGACACAGACAUCUGUGAUCAGAAUGCCAUUCUGUCCCUGGGCCGACUGGCUUUCCAGCAGUUGGAGAAGGGCAAUCUUAUCUUCUAUGAAAAGGACUUGAGAGAGUGUGGCAUGGAUGACAAAGAGGCCUCAGUAUACUCAGGAGUGUGCACCCAGAUCUUCAGGGAGGAGUCCGGGCUGUACCAGAAGAAAGUGUUCUGCUUUGUUCAUCUGAGCAUUCAGGAGUUCCUUGCAGCUUUAUAUGUGUUUUUGAACUUCAGAAGGAAGUCUGUAAAGCCUGUAAAGUCUGUAAAGUCUGUGUUUCUGAACUUCUUCAGAAGAGAGAGGGGCACCUCUCAGCUUCAAUCACUGCUAAGUGCUAACAGACUCCAUGAACUACACCAGACUGCAGUGAAACUGGCUUUAAAGGACGAACAUGGACACCUUGACCUUUUCCUGAGGUUUCUUCUGGGCCUCUCACUGGAUUCCAACCAGAAACGCCUAGAAGAUCUUCUACCACAAGAGGGACACUGCUCACUGGACACAAAGAAAACAGUCACAUACAUCAAGAAGAAGAUCAGAGAAGCUCGAAACCCAGAGAGAUGCAUCAACCUGUUCCACUGCCUGAACGAACUGAAUGACCAGUCUCUGAUGGAGGAAGUCCAGGGUUACCUGCAGAAGGCAAAAGAAGAAAGAGAGGAUCUCUCUCUUUCCCAGCUGUCAGCUCUGGCCUUUGUGAUGCUCAUGUCAGAGCAGGACGUGGAGGAGUUUAACCUGGUGGAUUAUGGAUCUAAUGCCAGAUCAGAUGCAGGUCUACUGGUGAUGCUGCCAGUGGUGAAAAUCUCAAGAACAGUAAAGCUGGGGUUGUGUGACCUCACAGACAGCAGCUGUUCAUCUCUAGCUGCAGCUCUCAGAUCAAACUCCUCCAGUCUGAGACAUCUGGACCUGAGUGAGAAUGAACGACUGGGUGAUUCAGGAGUGACGCUGCUGUCUACUGGACUGGAGUAUCCAAACUGUAGACUGGAGACACUGGAGCUACAAAUGUGUAACCUCCAAGACAGCAGCUGUUCAUCUCUAGCUGCAGCUCUCAGCUCAAACUCCUCCAGUCUGAGACAUCUGGACCUGAGUAAGAAUAGGCAACUGAGUGAUUCAGGAGUGAAGCUGCUGUCUACUGGACUGGAGCAUCCAAACUGUAGACUGGAGACACUGGAGCUGCGAUGGUGUGACCUCACAGAUAGCAGCUGUUCAUCUCUAGCUGUAGCUCUCAGAUCAAACUCCUCCAGUCUGAGACAUCUGGACCUUAGUAAGAAUAAACAACUGGGUGAUUCAGGAGUGAAGCUGCUGUCUACUGGACUGGAGCAUCCAAAAUGUAGACUGGAGAUACUGAAGCUUCAGUAUUGUUACCUCACAGAUAGCAGCUGUUCAUCUCUAGCUGCAGCUCUCAGCUCAAACUCCUCCAGUCUGAAACAUCUGGACCUGAGUGAGAAUUUGCAACUGGGGGAUUCUGGAGUGAAGCUGCUGUCUAUUGGACUGGAGCAUCCAAACUGUAGACUGGAGACACUGGAGCUGCCGUGCUGUAACAUCACAUCAUUAUCCAAGAUCCGGUUCCGGAUCCGGCAGGAUAAUAGGGUUUUUCACAGGAUCCGGAUCCGGUUCCAGGAUCCAGGAUCCGGUAGCCGAGGCUUUUCAGUCAAAACAGUUUGAGCCAACGUGACA